Micropterus dolomieu (smallmouth bass) is the source of this 2341-nucleotide messenger RNA. RefSeq names its product E3 ubiquitin-protein ligase TRIM21-like. The record is from RefSeq and is a predicted model, not a curated record. Gene Ontology annotation, molecular function: protein binding; zinc ion binding. Lineage: Eukaryota; Metazoa; Chordata; Actinopteri; Centrarchiformes; Centrarchidae. The transcript has 10 exons. Bases 157 to 1833 code for a protein of 558 amino acids.
UCGAGUCUCUCUUUCCCCAUGCCUUGCCUGCAUUUUGGCCAGUUGCCUGUUCCUGCCGGCCCCUUAUGCUGGGCAAACAAUGUAUGGUUUUAGAAAUGUCGUUGUUUUCCAACUCCUGCUGUACGAGUAAAUUUAUGCAGAAAUCCAGUCAGAAACAUGGCCUCUGCAUUGUCUGAGGAGCAGUUUUGGUGCGUCAUCUGUCUGGAUAUCUUCAAAAACCCUGUCUCCAUCCCAUGUGGGCACAAUUUCUGCCUGGCAUGCAUCAAACGUUUUUGGGAUUCACGACACAAGUCAGAGUGUCCGCUGUGCAAAGAGGCCUUUAAAAGACGCCCAGAACUCAGGAUCAACGUAGGCUUAAAAGACAUCACUGAGCAAUUUAAAAGGUCUCUAAAGGACAAGCCAGCAUACAAGCCAGCCCCAGCAAAGAGACUUAUCCCGAGACAACUUUCUAGGUCUGAGGUUAACUGCGACAUCUGCCGGGGAAACAAGUUAAUGGCGGUUAAGUCAUGCCUUGUCUGCCGCGAGUCUUACUGUGAAAUUCACCUGACGCCUCAUCUAAAGGAUCAAGUGCUGACGAAGCACGGGCUGACAGAUCCGGCCACCUUCAUCGCCAGUCACCUCUGCAGAAAUCACAAUGAGCUGCUGGAGAAGUUUUGCAAGAAAGAUCAGACACCUGUUUGUAUGAAAUGCACACAGAUGGACCACAAAAACCAUGAGAUUGUUCCCAUGGAGAAGGAGAGCAUAAGGAUCAAGACUCAGAUGAUGAAGACCAAAGCAGAGCUUCAACACAUGGUUCAAGACAGAAUCAGAAAGUGUGAUGAGAUUAAGGCUUCAGUGGAGUUGAGCAAAGUAUAUAAAGAGAGAGAGAUACAGGCAAGUGUUCAGGUCUUUACCAUGGUGAACAGCGUUAUUGAGAGAAACAUGGCUUUGCUCAUUGAGGAGAUCGAGCAGAAGUUUGAAGCAGCUGAAAAGACAGCAGAGAAGCAUCUCAGAGAGCUCGGGGAGGAAAUCGACGAAUUGCAGAUGAGAUGCACUGAGCUGCAUCACCUGGAGCAAUCCGAGGACCCUCUUCAUCUCAUACAGAGUUUCCCCUUUAUGGGUGCUCCACUGUCCACUAAAGACUUGUCUGAGGUCAGAGUUCACUCAGACAACUACAUGGGGAAAGCGAGGAGAACUUUCUCCAAGCUGGUGGACGUUUGCCACAAACUUGAAAAGAAACUGUCUGCAGAAGAAAUGAGGGAGGCAAAUCAAUUUGCAGUGGAUGUGACUAUGGAUCCUGUAACUGCUGCAGGCUGGCUGAUUCUGUCCCCAGAUGGAAAAAAGGUGAGUCUUGGCAGCCAGCAGUGGAAACCCUCUCCCUCUGACGACGUCCGCAGGUUCGAUUCCUGCGUCUCUGUUCUGGGAAAACAAAAAUUCACCACCGGAAAAAGCUACUGGGUGGUUGAGGUGGGAGAAAAAACAGACUGGGAUCUUGGUGUGGCCAAAGAGUCCAUAAAGAGGAAGGGGCCCAUCACAGUUCGUCCUGACAGCGGUUACUGGGCGAUCUGCCGGCGGAAAGGUGGCAGUCUCAGCGCUUGUGCCGGCCCCUGUGUCACCCUCAACCUCCAGGAAACCCCUCAGAAAGUGGGCAUCUACCUGGACUAUGAAGAAGGAUUGGUGUCUUUCUACGACGCAGAAGCAAAGACUCACAUUUAUACUUACAGUGGAUGUAACUUCACUGAGGCUCUCUACCCGUACUUAAACCCCUGUCUUCAUGACAAUGGGAAGAACACUGCCCCAUUGAUUAUCUGUCCUGUUAACGUCGGGUUCACUGAAGAGGCUGCAGCUUUUUGAACAGGAGAUUGAGGGCACACUUGUUUAGACGGCAAAGUUCAUGAACAUUUCCUUAUCUAUUAUGACAUUGUCAUUUGCAACCCUUUCCUCAUUGCCUUGACCAGCGCUGCUCUCUCCAGCUUCAUCCAAGUGUACUUUAGUUUCUCUGUCUAUUGACACAUUAUCACUGUUGUUUCUGGGUCUCCCUCGUUUUGUCUUCGCUUGUGGGUUCUAUGUUAGGGCACGUCUGGUUAUAUUGGUUUUGGGCUUCCACAGGAUGCGUCCAACCCCACUUCCUUUUCCUCAUCUUGGUGUUCGGCCAGUAUAACUUCAAGAUGGAUCUUAGGUACUGUAGACAAAGAUCUGGGUUUUGUAAGUGUGUUUCUCUGCUGUAUAGCAGCAGGGAUUUAACACUGGUGUUGAAUAGCAAGAGUCUGGUUCUUCGCAACUUGGCUUGAAUAAAUUAACCUUAACAUUUUUUUAGCUGAUUUGAAAAACAAUCUGAUAAAUGACCACAGAAUAAUCCGAA